Molecule: messenger RNA, 3227 nt
Organism: Bemisia tabaci
Lineage: Eukaryota; Metazoa; Arthropoda; Insecta; Hemiptera; Aleyrodidae
Source: RefSeq, a predicted model, not a curated record
CAAACCAUGCCCCAUCGUAACAAACCAGCGCCGGGUACCGAUACAAUCCUUACGAGCUGAUGCUCGUUUCAACAAAAAAUGUGACAGAAUAACACAAAAUUGCUGACACACCUUCUUUUAUGCUACAUAUUUCUACUUCAAGUUACUCAUCCGUGAAUCUAGUCAAAAAUGCAAUUCCGAACCGUGUGCGUUUGGAUGACCAUUCUGAGUCUGGCAACGGUGGUGCGGUCGCUGACCGAACCUACGACGGCUACCCUAGGUAGUACUGUUGCCCACCCCGCUUGGAUCUCUAGGAUAAUCUCUCACCACAUUUUGGACUACAACGUCUCGUCCGAGGUGAACCCGCAAUGCACGAGGCAUUUUAAAACUUUCCGACAGCACCUGAGUAACUUCACAACGUGGGCCGUUCAAAUGUUCGACUCAUCAGACCUCGUCCCAACUGGGCUCCUGGUUGGGGAUAACUACAAACUUGGUAACUUUGACGAGUGCCUCAAUGUCAAGGUUCCUAAAAAAUUUGGCAUCUCGAGUCAAUACUGCCUGGCUACUUUCAAAUUCAACCGGAUAGGCUACGAACGAUCUAGCAAGCGUAUCAGCGAAUGGGAAAGACCAGCAUGGGAUCGAUUACAGGCAUCCAAAUUUGACCGAACAAAAGUGCCGAAAGACUUUUUCAACCUCGCCUUUUGCCUUCCGAGCUCCUGCGCGCCGGAAGAUCUGCAAUCCUCUUUGCAAACGCUCUUGGAAGGGCCAAUGCGGGCCGGAUCCUUCAACUUAACUGUCACCGUUGACCACCUCCAAUGCACCUCGAACGAGGAAAGAGACUCUGAGCCUUCAGGAACACAAAUCGUGAGAUAUUUCAUGAUGGUGGUCACAUUUAUUUUUCUAAUAUGUUCCGGAAUCGAUAUCCUCCUUGCCGCCACACAACCUGAAAAGUACGACGUUACAAAUUGUUCAUUCGACAAAGCCACAGGAUUAGAGAAAUGGAUCCUCCCGUUUUCACUUUUACGGAAUGGACGACUGCUGCUCAAAGGAACCGAUUCUCCCGACGAUCACAAAAUCCUCCACGGCUCCAAACUCAUCCUCAUGAUAUUGGUCAUUGUUGCUCACCGUGUCAUGGAGGGCUGCGUCAAUCCUGCCUUCACAAAUUGGAACUAUUACGAAAACAGAAUCCAAGAGUUUAGCCUGUUUUUCGUCGGCUUGCCAGUUGUGGAUGUCUUUUUUUGCAUCUCUGGUUUCCUCACCUGCACAUCACUCGUCAAGCAAUUGGACAAGAACACAUUCAACAUUUGGACUUACGUAGCUAACAAACUUAUCAGAGUGCUUCCACCAUACAUGUUCAUCCUCGCAUGUACGAUUUUCAUUUUGCCCACGCUGGCCAACGGACCCAUGUGGAAGACCGUCAUUGAAACAGAAGUGGAUUACUGUAGGAAGGGAUGGUGGACCAAUCUGCUUUUCAUCAACAACUAUUAUAAUCCUCAGGAUUACUGUUUACUACAAACUUGGUAUAUCGCGGCUGAUAUGCACUUCUUCGUAGUAGGAUCGGUGAUGAUUUACUUUUGCUGGAGAUGGAGCUCACGGAAGACAACCAUCAUUGGAUUGGCUCUUUUCAUCAGCGCUUUCAUACCUUUCGUUAUUGUUGUUGUUAACCAAUACGACGGAGUCUUGAAGCAAUACUAUGAUUACCUAGCGAAGCCUCGCUCUCAUGAAGCAUUCUUACACGUGUACAUGAAAAGCCACGCUCGGGCCGGUCCAUAUGUUGUAGGAAUAGCUGGGGCAUUCAUCCUGAAUCACCUGAAAAAAAAUGGGCAUAAAUUUACAAAGGUCGCAGCUUGGGCGGGCGCUCUUUCCGGGGUAGUGAUUAGUGUCUCAGCGGCGGCUUACGGCUACGUGCUCUACAACCCCAACAAACCGUACAAUGCUAUCGAAAACGGUCUCUACGCCGGAAUUCACCACCACGCAGUCGCUGCAGGCUUCAUGAUCAUCGUCAUUGUCCAAAUCAUCAGCGGUUUCGGCGUUCUUGACGUGUUCUUCUUGGCGCAUGACAUAUUCGCACCAGGGAGCCGGUUGUCGUAUUGGGCGUUUCUGCUAAAUAUUCCGGUGAUUCUUUACGUCGUAGGUUCUUAUAAAACCCCACAGUACAUGACGUAUGAACAGUUGAUUUAUAGCGGCCAAAACUGGGGUGAUAUCGUCCUAAUAUACUUCAUUUCUAUUUAUUGUUACCUAAUAAUUGAAGCACCUAUUAAUCAUUUCAAGCCAAAGAUUCUCAACCGUAUUAGAAGGAUUCAAUCCGCGGCGAAAAUCAAGAUCGCCUAUAAUCCAACAGAUAAAAAAUAAACUCAUUUUCCACCGAAAAAUCUGAGAAUUGAGAAAGAUCUUGAUGGAAGCCAAAGACGCUGAGAUUUGCUAAAACGCAUUCUAAAGUUGCUCCAAAAAGAGGCCACAGGGAAUUGUUGGAAAGCGGUGAACGAGGCAAUGAUAGAGAAAGUUACAGUUUGCACUGAAGAUAUACGAUUAUUUUCAAUAAAAACAAAGCAAACCUCAUGAAGCUGUUUAUAGGCGACACCAGAAAUUUAUCCACGAGGUUAGCCGGCCAUCUUAAAGUACAAAUUAUGAUAUAUUGUCACUCUUCUUGAGGAGAGACCCAAUUGUCCUUACCUACUGAUUUAGAUUGAUUAUGGAACAAUCCUGCUUUGAUAUAUCUGCGUUUAAGCAACUUUUAAUUAAUUGCUCAAUUCAGAAAAGCUACCAACCUUGAGAUCACAUUUCCCGGUUGUUCUUUUCUUUUUGCCCCGAUACCAUUAUAGUUCUUUUUGAUAAUGCAUUUGGGCAAUCAUUGUUUAGAAUUUUUUUUUUUUUUUUUAUUAAACUGAACGUUUAUCUAAAAAACAUAAGAACUAGUCUCACCAUCACAUCCAUAAUGUUAAUACUUACAGUGGAAUCGAUAAUUAUGUAUGAGAGGAUAUUUUUAAGUUUACUGUAAAAGUUGCUCACAGUGCCUAUAAUCUUUUUUUUUUCAAAUCUCAUUAUCUAUGAUGCAAAAAAAAGACCCACAUAUGAACGAAAUAAGUUCAUUUCCACCUAUAUUUGUGUUAUUGUAAAUAAGAUCUGUUACCAGGCAGCGUGCAAUAACUUCUGAUUAUUUAUAGUUUUAUUUAUAAUUUAAUUUAUUACUUAAACAUUUGUAUUUAUUUGUAACAAAUAUGUCACACGAUAAAGUUUUUUUCAUUUAA